UGAUGCUGCAGGUCCUUUCCAACCUCGUGAUUCUAUGAUUCUAUGAUUCUAUAACCCACUGCCACCCCACGUUACCGCUCGCAUCUCCCAGCUUCACUUAUCUCCACGCCUGAGGUCCCCUCCUCCUGUCUGACUGCUGGAGGGCGGAUCAUCACCCCCUGUCUGCACCCCUCCCUCUGUUAUCUGCAGCACUCAGCCCUUCAGAUGCUCUGCUCCGUUUCCUGUCCCAUUGUUUGCACUCCCUGGGUCCGCCUUUUCACCCCGAAACCAAACGGCUUCCUUCCUCCCACCCGUGUCAGAGCUUCCUCAUUGCUGGGGCAGGCGGAUGGGACGGCUGCAUCGCUGCCCCCAGCUCCACAGAGCUGCUUUGCUGCGGGGUUUGGCUGCGAUUCAGACCCUCUAAGAACGAUCCCUCGUUGUGAGACUCCGCUGCAAAGCUGAUCCGCUCCAGCUCUCUUCUACAGCUUCUGCCCUCAUAUUCUCCACAAACCUUUUCCCCAUACUCUUUCCAAGUCCUCUAACCCAUCUCACCCAUUAAAUCCUUCUCCAUCUUCUUCCUCUCUCUCCUUUCCCCAACUCCUUCCCUCCUCCUCUUCUCCAGCACAGAUGCACUCCAUAUUGGGCUGCAACCACCCCACUUUCGCCCUCCCCUGGAGGACCCUCCUGCCUUCUCUUGUGGCUCUGCACCUCCUGCACCUGGGAUCAGCCCAGCUCAGGGUGGUGGCACCGAGCCGAGUUGUCACUGCCAUCGUGGGACAGGACGUUGUGCUGCGCUGCCACUUGUCCCCGUGCAAGGAUGCUUGGAGCUGGGACAUCAGAUGGAUCCAGCACCGGUCCUCUGGCCUUGUGCACCACUACCAAAAUGGAGUGGACCUGGAGCAGAUGGCGGAAUAUAAAGGGAGGACAGAACUGCUCAGGAAUGGUCUCUCUGAUGGAAACCUGGAUCUGCGCAUCACAGCUGUGAAAUCCUCUGAUAGUGGCUUGUACAGCUGUGCUGUGCAAGAUGGUGAUAAUUAUGCAGAAGCCGUGGUGGACCUGGAGGUGUCAGAUCCCUUUUCUCAAAUCGUCCAUCCCUGGAAGGUGGCUCUGGCUGUGGUCAUCACACUUCUGGUUGGGUCAUUUGCUGUCAUCGUUUUUCUCUAUAGAAAGCAAGCGGCACAGAGCAGAGAGCUGAGUGAGUCCUUCCAGCCCCUUCCACCACCAAAGUCCCUUUAAUGGAGCUGAUAGAAGACUGCAGAGUGCUGGGUUUAUGUGAUGGGUUGGGACCAUGGGAUCUCUGGGCUGUGUUGUGGCCUUGGCAUGUGCUGGGUUCAUGGGAUGCAGUUGGGUCGUGGAAUGCAUCGAUCCUGACUGCUCCGCUUGCAAAACUCUUGCCAAAUCGCUGUCUUUCUAUUUGUUUAAUUCCUUCUUGGGACCAAAGAGGUCAUUGAUCACUUACCAGAACAAAAAGGUUUGGGGUCUGGGCAUAGGAACUGCCAUGGG
This is a messenger RNA of Phasianus colchicus (ring-necked pheasant), 1482 nucleotides long. The record is from RefSeq and is a predicted model, not a curated record. Lineage: Eukaryota; Metazoa; Chordata; Aves; Galliformes; Phasianidae.